AACGUAACUUACACCACGUUUUACUCUAGUUUUACAUGACGUGUGUUUGAAACUGAUAAACUUCAGUGGCCGAGUGGUCUUCGUCCCCGCAAUUGGGGUUGACAUAACCUUGAACACUGCGAGUUCGGUCAUGGAUUCGCGCCGCGCUCGGACGGGCUGGCUGCGUGGAGUUUUCCGGGUUUUCUCCACGUCAUUAACGCCUGAAUAGGGGCCAGUUUCCCAUAAAAGUUCUCCCGGAAGACAUUCUUUCCCCUCACGCGCGUUUUUAGCCGUUUAUAAGACUGGUUCUUCGAUCGCAUAGCGAUCAAUAUACGUCUAUCGGAGAAAGAGUAUAGAUGUAAAGCUAAAAUCUCCAUAUAAACCAUUGAGUAAGAAAGAAGAACUGAUAAAUUUUUGUCACUUGUUUAAUGUGAAAAUUUUUAAAAGCAAAAUAUCUAACUGCUGAAUAUUUUUGUUGACGUCGAUUUAAAUUUGAAAAUAAAUUAACGUGACGUCAAUUUCAAAUUUAAAUCGACCUUCAAUUCUAUGCAAAUGAUGUUUUAAUCUGUACUCUUCUUCCUGGUCACCUUAACUUAUAAAUCUUAACAUCUGUACUCUUCUUCCUGGUCACCUUAACUUAUAAAUCUUAACAUCGACUAAAUUUCGUCGUGUAAACUUAAUAUUAUAUAUUCUACUAUUUAAGUGUAGUUGUUUGCAUUUUUUAGUAAUAACGUUAGUGUGUUUGUAGUUAGAUAAUAAGAUUUCCAAGUUUAAAUAUUAAACAUACUUUCAUGGAAUGGGACAUAAAUGAAAUUUUAGGAAAUGCUAGAGAUUUAAAAUCUUCUAUGCUAAUUCUAAAUCAACCACUAGACAAAUUGGAGUCUUUUGUCUUAUCAAAAUGGGAUAAAGUUUGUUUACAUAUUGCUGUGGAUGGAGGUCUUCUACAUCUUCAUGAACUAGCUAAUAGAAAUUCACUUAAUUUAGUACCUGAAUUAGUUACUGGAGAUUUUGAUUCCAUAUCUACUGAAGAACUUGAUUAUUACAAGUGUAAGGGAUCUAAAAUUGUGCAUACAGAUGAUCAAGAUGCAACAGAUUUUACAAAAGCAUUAAUUGAAAUGAUGAAAGUAGUAAAUGAGAAAAAUAUGAAGCUAGAAUCAGUAUUAGCAGUAACAUUGAUGUCAGGUCGUCUAGAUCACAUUAUGGCAAGUCUUCAAACACUUUACUUAGCAAAACAAAUGAAUUGCCCUCCUGUUUAUUUAAUUUCUGAUAAAUGUGUGACUUGGUUAUUAUCAAAAGGAAAACAUAAAAUUAAAAUAAAUAGCACUUUUCAUAAUCUUUCUGUGGGGCUCAUUCCAUUAAAUCCAUGUAUUGUUACAACUGAUGGAUUAAAAUGGGAUUUAGAUAAUACAGAGCUGAAAUUUGGAGGACUUGUCAGUACAUCCAACACCUACAAACAAGAUACAAAUUAUGUGAUUGUUGAAACUAGUGAUGAUUUAAUAUGGACAAUGGAAACAAAUUAACUUAAUUAGUGAUAUUUUGUUACUUAAGAGUUAGAUACAGUAUUAAUAAUAUCAGGAUUAUUUACAUUAUUAACUUGCAUAUAAAUAAUACUUAAUUAUAUUAAG
Molecule: messenger RNA, 1604 nt
Organism: Centruroides sculpturatus (bark scorpion)
Lineage: Eukaryota; Metazoa; Arthropoda; Arachnida; Scorpiones; Buthidae
Product: thiamin pyrophosphokinase 1-like
Exons: 8
Coding region: 771-1499 (242 amino acids)
Biological process (GO): thiamine diphosphate biosynthetic process; thiamine metabolic process
Molecular function (GO): thiamine binding; ATP binding; thiamine diphosphokinase activity
Source: RefSeq, a predicted model, not a curated record